AUGCGUGAAAUUGUGCACAUUCAGAUUGGCCAAUGCGGCAACCAAAUGGGUGCCAAGUUUUGGGAGGUUGUCUCCGAUGAACAUGGCCUGAGCGCCGACGGAUUGUACAACGGUGACAGUGAUCUUCAACUGGAGCGGAUCGGUGUCUACUACAACGAGGCCACAGGUGGCAAAUUUGUGCCUCGAGCCAUACUCACUGACUUGGAGCCUGGAACAAUGGAUGCUAUUCGAUCAGGUCCAGUUGGAAAUCUCUUCCGUCCCGAUAACUAUGUGUUUGGAACCACAGGGGCUGGAAACAACUGGGCAAAGGGCCACUACACUGACGGUGCUGAGUUAAUCGACAAUAUCAUCGAUGUCGUUCGCAAGGAAGCUGAGUAUAGCGAAUGCCUUCAAGGAUUCCAGGUUGUCCAUGCUCUUGGAGGCGGUACAGGAGCUGGGUUGGGAACCCUUCUGGUUACUAAAAUACGAGAGGAGUAUCCAGAUCGUAUUAUUUGUUGCUUUUCAACUGUGCCUUCACCUAAGGUAUCAGAUGUGGUCGUAGAACCCUACAAUGCUACUUUAUCCUUCCACCACUUGAUUGAGGGGACCGAUGAGACCUUCUGCAUUGACAACGAAGCCCUCUAUGACAUUUGCAACCGGACUUUGAAAUUAGUAACUCCAACGUACGGUGAUUUGAACCAUUUGGUCAGUGCGACAAUGUCUGGGGUGACUACUUGUCUUCGAUUCCCCGGCCAGUUGAAUGCUGAUUUGAGAAAGCUUGCGACAAACAUGAUUCCCUUCCCACGACUACACUUCUUUAUGCCUGGAUUCUCACCACUAACCAGCCGUCAUUCACAGGCCUACAGAAGCUACUCUGUUCAGGAUUUGACCCUCCAGAUGUUUGACAGCAAAAAUAUGAUGGCUGCAUGUGAUCCAAGGCAUGGAAAGUACCUCACUGUUGCAGCUAUGUUUCGAGGUCGUAUCUCCAUGAAGGAUGUCGACGAAAACAUGCUGAAUGUGCAAAACAAGAACUCGGCAUACUUUGUAGAAUGGAUCCCCAAUAAUGUUAAGACCGCUGUCUGUGAUAUUCCGCCCCGUGGGUUGAAAAUGGCUGUCACAUUUAUCGGAAACAAUACGGCGAUCCAGGAGAUAUUCAAAAGAGUUCGGGAGCAGUUUAUGGCGAUGUUUAGACGAAGAGCCUUCUUACAUUGGUACACUGGUGAGGGAAUGGAUGAGAUAGAAUUCCAAGAGGCACAGACGAACAUGGAUGACUUGAAUAGUGAGUACCAGCAAUUUCAGGAUGCUGCUAUGGACGAUGAGGUCCAGAUGGAGGCACCUGCUGUAUCGUGUGGUUAA
Molecule: messenger RNA, 1335 nt
Organism: Echinococcus granulosus
Lineage: Eukaryota; Metazoa; Platyhelminthes; Cestoda; Cyclophyllidea; Taeniidae
Product: Tubulin beta-4 chain
Exons: 3
Coding region: 1-1335 (444 amino acids)
Biological process (GO): mitotic cell cycle; microtubule cytoskeleton organization
Cellular component (GO): cytoplasm; microtubule
Molecular function (GO): GTP binding; GTPase activity; structural constituent of cytoskeleton
Source: RefSeq, a predicted model, not a curated record